AUGCCAUCUACUACAAACUCAAUAAAAGAAUCCCAAACAGAUGUGUUAAUAAUUGGUGCUGGUCCAUCAGGUUUAAUGUGUGCCCUUUGGUUAUCAAGAUGUGGAAUCCCCUUUAGAAUAAUGGAUAAAAGAAAUAAUGAAAUUUUUGCAGGUCAAGCUGAUGGAUUACAAAGUAGAUCAUUAGAAAUUUUCAAAUCUUUUAGUGAACCAAGUAUGGAUUUUAUAACAAUGGAUCAAGCUUGGAAAGUUGCUAAUCAUAUUGAAGAAAUGUGUUUUUGGUCACCUAAUGAAGAAGAAAAACUUGUUAGAAAAUCAAGAACUCCUGAUAAUAUUCCUGGAUUAUCUAAUUUUACUGAAGUUGUUAUUCAUCAAGGUAAUAUUGAAAAUUGGUUUUUGGAAUCUAUUAAAAAUUUUUCUAAUGGUGAAGUUGAAAUUGAGAGACCAAUUUUACCUAUUGGUUUAGAAAUAAAAGAUGAUAAAGAAGAAGAAUAUCCAGUCGAAGUCAUGGUCAAAAAAUUAAACACUGAACAAGCUAAACCUGAACAAUAUGGUAACAUUGCUAAUGGAUUAUUCAGACAAUUUGACGGUGAUCAAGAUAAAUCUUACAACAAUCAAACCCAGAACGAAGAACUUGAAUUAAUUAAAGCAAAAUAUGUUGUGGGAUCAGAUGGUGCUCAUAGUUGGGUAAGAAAACAAUUAGACAUCAAUAUGGAAGGAGAACACACGGAUUUUGUAUGGGGAGUAAUGGAUAUUGUACCAAUAACAAAUUUCCCAGAUAUUAGAAGUAGAUGUGCCAUUCAUUCAAAAGAUAAUGGAUCAAUGAUGAUUAUACCAAGAGAAAAUGAUUUAGUUAGAUUUUACAUCCAAUUAAAAGAAGUCGAGCGGGAUCCUUCUACUUCAACUGACAAAAGAGAAUUUAUGGGUAAUUGUGAUGAUAAAACUGCUACUACAAAAGGUAGAGUAGAUAGAUCAAAAAUUACACCUGAAGUUAUAUUAAAACAAGCACAAUCAAUUUUAAAACCAUAUACUUUAGAAAUGUGUAAUUUAAGUUGGUUUACAGGUUAUCAAAUUGGACAAAGAGUUACUCCAACUUUUCAAAGAAGUAAUAGAGUGUUUAUAAGUGGUGAUGCAUGUCAUACUCAUUCACCAAAAGCAGGUCAAGGAAUGAAUGUAUCUAUGCAAGACACAUACAACCUAGGUUUCAAAUUAGCUUUAGUAUGUAAAGGAUUAGCUGAUCCCCUAAUUUUAUCAACUUAUGAACCAGAAAGACAUAAAGUUGCAUGUGAUUUAAUUGAAUUUGAUCAUAAAUUUUCAAGAUUAUUUAGUGGUAAGCCAAUGAUACCAAAUUCUAAAAUUUUGGAACACAAAAAAGAUCAAGUUGAUAUGAAUGAAUUCCAUCAAGUUUAUUUACAAGGUAGUAAAUUUGCAAGUGGUACAACUGUUGAUUAUCAAAAUUCCGUUUUAGUAGAUAAAUCAUCAAAGAAUUUAAGUAAUGAAGAUGGAGAUUUUAAUUCAUUAGCUUCAAAAGUUGCUAUCGGUAGAAGAUUAUAUAGUGAUUUAGUAAUUGGUCAAGUUGAUUUCAAAACAAAACAAAUUGGUGAAAUCUUAUCAUCAGAUGGUAGAUUUAGAGUUUUAAUUUUCCCAGGUGAUUUAAAAACAUACCCUCGAAAUUUUGAAAAAUUACAUAAUUUCAAUAAAUUUUUAAAUUCCAAAUCCAAUUUUUUGAAAAAAUUCACUCCACAAAAUGCAUUUGAAGAUUCAGUUAUUCAAAUAAUUGCAAUCCACGCAUCAAAAAGAAACGAUUUAGAAUUUUUUGAAUUUCCUGAAUUUUUAAGACCUACUGACUUUAAAGGUAGAAUUAAUUAUUGGAAGAUUUAUUCAGGUUAUGACAAGAAUCACAUUGGUGAUACUAUAAAUGUUUAUGAAACAUAUGGUAUUGAUUCCCAAAAUGGUGCAAUUUUGGUAAUUAGACCUGAUUCCCAUAUUGCUAAAGUUGUUGAAUUCUCUGAAUCUGGUUUGAAAAAUGUUGAUGAUUAUUUUAAUGGGUUUAUGUUGGAUCAAUCUUCUAAUGUUUUACCUAAAAAAGAUUUAAAACAUAAUGAUUCAGAUAGGUUUGUUAAACCAAGAUUAGCUGUAUAA
Messenger RNA from Lodderomyces jiufengensis, 2139 nucleotides. RefSeq lists its product as uncharacterized. The coding region runs from base 1 to 2139 and encodes 712 amino acids. The transcript has a single exon. Gene Ontology annotation, molecular function: FAD binding. NCBI's taxonomy places the organism in Eukaryota, Fungi, Ascomycota, Pichiomycetes, Serinales, Debaryomycetaceae. The record is from RefSeq and is a predicted model, not a curated record.